AUGACGGUAGCGCGCGGCCGGCAGCACCUGCUGGUGGGUCGCAGCGGCGGCGUGCUGCGCCUGCUGGGCCUAUGGACGCCACCCGCACAGCGUGAUCGUCGUGGCUGCGACGCUUGCGUGCUGCUGCGCUGCUGCCUCAGCUUCAUCCUGAUGGCCUCCAUGCCUGUCGCCUCCUUCUCCAAGCUCUACUGGGACACGCCAGACGACCUGGAGGAGCUUAGCUCUUGCAUCUUCGUCAUCAUGGCUUCAAUCGCUUUGCUGAUUAAGGCGGGCUGCUUCGUGGCGCAGCAGAGCAGCGUCCACCGACUGCUGCGGAUGGUGGCGGCUGUGCGGGCAGCUCACAGCGAGCAGGCAGCGGCUGGGGGUGGCGGGGGCGGAUGUGGGGGCGGAGGCGGGCGUACCGACACCAGAGCGGCCUACCGGAUGCGCGCAGACGCCGUCUUCCUCUACAUGCAGGGCAUGACGGCGGUGGCGCUGUGCGGCUGGGUGUGCGCCCCGGUGGUCUCCGGCGACGCCUCCCCCUCCUCCUCCUCCUCCGCCGAGCUCAACGCGACGCUGCCGCACACCAAGACGCCGCUGCCCACGUGGCUGCCGGCCGGCGCGCAGCGCUCCCCCGGCUACGAGCUGCUCUACCUGUUCGAGGCUCUCUGCCUCACCGUCUCCUCCCAGGUGCUGCUCUGCGUAGACGUCUUCUUCAUCGACCUCAUCCUCCUGGUCGUCGCAGAGCUGCAGGUGCUCAACGACAACGUCGCGGCUGUGUUCGCCGGUGCGACCUGCUCUGAGAGACGCGAAGAAACACCCACCGGGGACUCCGCUCUCCCUGCAGUACGACGGCGCCGCCGCACGUUUUCCGAGACGUUCGCGGUUUUAAAUGUGACGGUCGAUAAUACAACGCAGAGGAUUUCAGAAGAUAUGUAUGACCAGUUAGUUGGCAACAUACGACAUCAUCAGAUGAUCAUACAGUAA
Molecule: messenger RNA, 966 nt
Organism: Schistocerca americana (American grasshopper)
Lineage: Eukaryota; Metazoa; Arthropoda; Insecta; Orthoptera; Acrididae
Exons: 3
Coding region: 1-966 (321 amino acids)
Biological process (GO): detection of chemical stimulus involved in sensory perception of smell; sensory perception of smell
Cellular component (GO): plasma membrane
Molecular function (GO): olfactory receptor activity; odorant binding
Source: RefSeq, a predicted model, not a curated record